Molecule: messenger RNA, 429 nt
Organism: Echinococcus granulosus
Lineage: Eukaryota; Metazoa; Platyhelminthes; Cestoda; Cyclophyllidea; Taeniidae
Exons: 2
Coding region: 1-429 (142 amino acids)
Source: RefSeq, a predicted model, not a curated record
AUGGAUUCGUUCCACCUUGAAUUAUCUAUUGUCAUUUACACACUCCUAACCGUUUUCGUCGGGAUCUGCGGCGUAAUUGCUUCUUGGUGCCUUCUGAAGCGUAAAGUCACUCCACACUUUGAAACAUCACAUAGAAAUAUCAGGGAAUCGUACAUAUCAAGUCGGAAGUCGGCAGCCAAACGAGUCGAGUUGCUGAGCCACCUUCCAUCGCGCGUGAAGCGACUGCAUGAAAUGCAGCAACUGGCGGAGCUCAGCGCUAAGGAGCGUGAGGCCGAAAUGCUCGCCCGAUGUAAUCAGUUGGCCGCGAUCCUGGAGGUGAUGCAACAACAACCGGAGCACUUUGGUCAAGUCUCACAGGAUGAUCUUUCUGCCCAGCUGUCUGCUUUCUACAGCGCCACCACUGCCCUUGCCACUCCCUCUAUCGCGUGA